Cylicostephanus goldi is the source of this 128-nucleotide messenger RNA. NCBI's taxonomy places the organism in Eukaryota, Metazoa, Nematoda, Chromadorea, Rhabditida, Strongylidae. The record is from the annotation of a GenBank genome assembly.
AUGCACAUCGAUUACAACUUGAGAGCUGUCGGAGUCACUCCAAAUCGCUUUCCAUAUGUCUCAGUUGGAGACUGUAUGGGACUGGAUUGCAAACGUCCAGGAGUUCAGGUAAUUUAUUGUAAGUGAAA